AUGAACACACUCAAAUAUUUGAUUGGCAAAAUAGUACCAAAAGAAGUCUCUAUUAUACAAGUCGUACGCGAAAAUACAGGUGUCAUUAGUUUAAACGGCAACGAUUGCUUAUGGAUUGAAAAGUUAGCACUUGCAAAUCGCGUUGUUGAAAAUGAAAUUUUUCCAACGUACGAUACAAAACUGAAUUUUGACUAUUUGAAUGUUCAAUCGUACAUUAUACGAACAUACUUACUUCUCUGUCAUAUCAAAUACCAAGAUAUUGCUCAAAAGUAUAUGUAUUUUGUACCGCGAAAAAUUAUGAAUGCUGUCACAAUGGCCGAUGAUGAAAUGUUCAAGUUGAACGAAAACUAUUCGAUUCCACUCGAAACCGAUUGGGAUCAUUUAAAUGAAAUGCCAAUCGAUCAGCUUUAUCACAGUUACAAUGUCUUAAGACAAAUAGCUUCCACAUUAAAAAAUGAAUCAAAUGACCGAUCGAUUAUGGAUUUGCACGAUUAUAUUGAAACAAUCGAAGACAAAGAUCUAAUUGUUCCCAAAAUGCAAGAAUGCAAAGUUCAAAAUUUUCAACUCUGUCACAUGAACCAUGUAAGCAAAUUGUACAAAGGUUUGGUCGGAAGAUUCGAACACUUAUUCACAGAUACUUCUUCACUACUUCAAAUACCAAUAUCAACCGAACUAAGUAAUCAGCUUAAUGAUAGACUGAAAAAAGAACUGAUCAAUAUCGAUAAUAAUAUUGGUGAUAAGACUAUGAUCAUUCAAAAGAUGGAAUCAAAUAUGCAAGAUAUCGAUCAACUUUUAGAUGAAUUAAAAGAAAUGGAAGAAACACUUGUCGAAACAGGGACUGCAACGGUAACUAAAAUGUGCAAGGAUUACCUGAUUAAAAGCCCACUCUUGCAAAUAAUCGGUGAAGAGAUCCAAUGUAGAAACUAUGUAUCUUUGAAUAUUAUACUGAUUCAAAUUCGAUACAAAUUGCAAGAAAAAAUAAUUAAUAUCGAAGCAGCAAAUACAAAACAAUGGAAUGAAAAUUUCGAUGAAGCAUCAAAUCAAACCGAACAGCAGAAUAGAAGGAAUCGCUUUUGUCCGAUUGAAGGCGACGACACUGAACAAGAUGAUGCCAGUAUAUUCAAAGGUUGUAUUAAACAUCGAGAUUCAGAUGAUAAAGCAAAUGAAAUUGUCGACGAACCAUCUUCGCCAUUAGUGGAAAAUGUUGAAAUUCCGUCGCUAUUUGAAUUGGCCAUCGAACCUAUUCCGAUAGCAUCAUUGCCAUCGAUUUUAGCAGACUGUGAUCAAUCGAACACAGCAUCAGGGCCUCAGAAGAAGGUUCACAAGUUUGAUAUUAAAAGACAACCUGAUGGGAAAUUUGAUAGUUAUACAUGCAAAAUUGAAACGAUCUACACUAAAUUAAAAGACCAUAUGACCAAGAAGAAGUACGACAUAAAUAAGAAUGUUGUCGUCGACAGUAAUAAAAUAUUUAUCGAUUUUACAAGAACAGAUGCUCGUCUUCCCAAUCCAUUGCCUUUAGAAUAUGAAAUUGUCGAAAGAACUUUAUUAGUUCCAAUCCGACUUCUGCAAGGACAAGAAGAAUUCGAAUAUUUGGCAUUAUCCGAUUGUAGUGUUCUCAGUAUCAUCCGUCGUUUCGUAGAUGAGCACGAUCGAAAGCCGUCAUCAUCCGAAUUUCGUUAUUGUUUCUGUGACGAACUCGGAAGAUACAUCGACAAUGGGACGAUUGUAGAACUCUCUCGAAUGAAUCGGGAUAUCCCAAUCGUUAUUGUAGUCACAGAAGAAAAUAUGCAAGGCAGUGUCUUCUAUGCUGUUACCCUACGAACAAAAGAAGGUCAAGAACAAAAGAGCCUGUUUCAUCCCACGACGAAAUGGCAAAAUAUCGAUAUUUGGCGUAAAACUCAUUUGCAACAAAUCGAUUCAUCAUGUGUCUUCUGGAAUCAAAACAAUAAAACUAUCGUUGAUGAAAAUCAAUCGAUAUCGAUGUUAGAAGAAAAUUCGAUAGCAUUAGAUGGCAUCAGUCAAGAUCAAAUACGAGAUGUUACUUUCUUAUUUGGCUCGAAAACACAAGUUAUUCGAGCCCUCAAAUCGAUCCGAAUUCAUGAUCUGCUGAACAAUGGUAAUCUUCAACAAUUGAAUCUGCAUGUUUCACCGAAAGACUGCAUUCUCAUGCUGGGUGAAAGCGAUGAUCAAAUACUGUCUACAAGCGAUAUGCAAAAAUCACUUGAAGAGUACGUCCAACCAAUUCAAUUUCGAAUAUCGGUAAAAUUUAAUGUGUUUCAAUACGAUAUACAAAGAAAUAUAGAAAUAAGAAUUACAGAUAGUGAUAUAACUGUGGAUCAAGUGUUACACAUGAAAGAAAUAACAAGUGAUGCUUACAAAUAUUUGACAUCAAGUGAUAGAAAUAUAAUUAUUGCUAAUGAUCAAAAGAUUGCCGAUUUAAAUCAAACCGAAUUUAUUGUUCUUAAGGAAAAUGAAACGUGUUACGUUUCGAUUGAAAAUUCAAUCGAUGCACAAGUCGAUGGUAGUAAUACACGAUAUGCAAUAUUUGCAACUAUUGCUGAUGUUUUGAAAAACAGUAACAUUAGCGUUGGAUAUCUUCUGCAUUCGAAUGAUUUCGUUCCUUCGGCAGAGACUAAGCUGACAUCAUUUAUAUCGCCGAUUCAAUUUCAAGUUAUCAAGGAUAAUUUACCGAUUGUUGUUACAAUCGUCAAUACGGAACAAGGAAAUUGCUCGAUUACAUUUAACUGCUCCAACUCUAUCACUGUAGAACGCAUAUUUAAGAUUUCAUGCGAACUACUAAAUGUAGAUCAGCGUCACUACUGCUUGAAGCAUAACGAUUCUGAGAUAGAUGUUGAAAUGAGUCUAGAAGAUCUCGAACCGGCAUUGAAUAAUUUUCAUUUUCAAUUAAGUUCUACGUUCGACAUGAAAUGUUCAAUACGAUACAAUAAUGAAACAUUUAGACUACCGUGCUCUAAAGACGCAACGACGAUGGAUCUUGCAAAAGAGAUAUUUCAGAAAUUUCAUAUUUCCGAUGAAGAAAUUCAUCAAUUCGAAAUACAACUGAUUUUGAAUGAUGACACAAAAUCGGCAUUGGAUAUGGAUCUUGCAAUUGAGGAUAUUAUUUCACUUCAUUUUGAGAAUGAAGAGACACCGAUUUUACUAUUUGAAUUAACGAAGAAAGUCGAAUAG
Rotaria socialis is the source of this 3189-nucleotide messenger RNA. The record is from the annotation of a GenBank genome assembly. Lineage: Eukaryota; Metazoa; Rotifera; Eurotatoria; Philodinida; Philodinidae.